UGAAUUGCAUAGUCAUUCGUGUUCGCUGUGUCGACCUGAUGCCACACCCGCUCACGCGUCAUUACAUGUUUCUGCACCGGGUCCAAGUUAUAUAGAGAAACUCCACAGCCUGCGCUUCCUAUUUGGCUGUGCAAAGAUCAGAGGGAAAAUGGAGUCUGGUGCAAGAGUAGCUGCUCUCUUUCUCGUGUCCAUGUUAUGCCUGUGUGCUGUUGCUGCAGAACAACAAGCAGCUGAAGUCCACACAAAGCUCGGAAGUCUGAGAGGUCAGUAUGUCAGUGUGAAGGGGAAAGAAACAGGAGUCCAUGCCUACCUGGGUGUCCCAUUUGCCAAGCCGCCUGUAGGCCCUGCUCUGAGACUGGCUGCACCUCAGCCUGUGGAGGGUUGGGAAGGAGUGAGAGAUGCCACCAAGCAACCGCUCAUGUGUAUUCAGAACAGAGAGUAUGUUCUAGAUCUGGUGAAAGUUCUUGGUGGGUUUCUCAAAGAUAUACCAGAUGUUUCAGAAGACUGCCUUUACCUCAACAUCUACACUCCUGCAAACAGAGCUCCAGAUGCUAAGCUUCCAGUCAUGGUCUGGAUCCACGGUGGAGGUUUCAGUCUGGGAUCAGCCUCGAUGUAUGAUGGCUCUGCCCUGGCUGCUUACCAGGAUGUAGUUGUGGUUUUAAUACAGUACAGGUUGGGAGUCCUGGGCUUCCUCAGCACUGGAGAUGAGCACAUGUCUGGGAACUAUGGAUUGUUGGACCAAGUACAAGCUCUGAGGUGGAUUCAGGAGCACAUUCAAAACUUUGGUGGAAACCCAGAUUUGGUGACCAUAUUUGGGGAGUCUGCUGGUGGAGUGAGCGUGUCACUCCUGCUUCUCUCACCAUUGAGUGAUGGCCUGCUGCACCGUGCCAUUGCCGAGAGUGGCACUGCUGCAAUGGAUAUGCUUUUUGUUAGUGACCCAAUGCCAACAAUGCAGACGGUGGCAAACACUUCUGGCUGUAGCCUGGAGAGCACAGAGAAGAUGGCCAGCUGCAUGAGGAACCUUGAUUUGGAUUCUAUUUUGCCUUUGUUGGAGGAUUUAACAUUAAGAAUUUCCAUAACUAUGGAUGGACACUUCCUGACAAAAAGUGUGGAUGACCUUCUCACUCAACGUGAACUUCUCUCUGUACCGUUCAUGACUGGUGUUAAUAAUGAUGAAGGAGGCUGGCUGCUCUGCCAGUAUUUUGCUCCACCGAACUGGACAGAGGGGAUUGAUCAAGAGCAUUUCAUCAACGUAUUGUCCAUGUUUUAUCCUGAUCCCAAAGACGCAAACUUCAGAGAUCUGGUGGUAGAGGAAUAUACUGGAAGUGGUGAAGAUCGUGUGAAAAAUAGAAAUGGAUUCACUGAGAUGGUUGGGGAUGUGCUGUUUACUAUACCAGCGAUUGAGACUGCUAAUGCCCAUAGAGAUGCAGGCGUCCCUGUAUACCUGUACGAGUACCAGCAUCCUCCCUUAUUCCUGCAGGAGUUGAGACCAAGCUUUGUCCGUAGUGACCAUGGUGAUGAAAUGUUUGCAGUGUUGGGAAUCUGCUUGACAACUACGUAUUCCAAUCUAGCUGAUAACUGCUCUGAAGAGGAGGUACAAUUAAGCAAAACCGUGAUGAGCUACUGGGGCAACUUUGCUCGCACGGGUUCUCCAAAUGGGAAUGGCCUCGCCUACUGGCCAAAGUAUGGAGCAGAAGAAAAGUACCUGGCCAUUGGUUUAAAGGAGCAGGUCGUUGCUCAGCACCUGAAGAAGGAGCACUUCAUCCUCCUGACUCAGACCAUCUCAGAGAAAAUGCAACAACAUACAGAGAAAAGUGAACACGGCGAACUGUAGACAACUCAACUCUACAUUUUCAUCCACAUCAAUUUGGAUAGAGAGGUUUCUUUUUUUAAAUCAACUGAAAAAGGCACGUGUUGUACUAAUUUAAACCUUAACCUUCAGUAUCGCAUACUGCACAUCUGUGAAAGAUCAAUGUAAUGAGUGCGACGUGAUUGCUGAAACUGACUGUGUCUGGAUUUUAGUAAUAAACCAUCAAAUUUGAACCUG
Molecule: messenger RNA, 2047 nt
Organism: Solea senegalensis (Senegalese sole)
Lineage: Eukaryota; Metazoa; Chordata; Actinopteri; Pleuronectiformes; Soleidae
Product: fatty acyl-CoA hydrolase precursor, medium chain-like
Exons: 13
Coding region: 149-1834 (561 amino acids)
Source: RefSeq, a predicted model, not a curated record